AUGACAGAACAACAACAAGUAUACCAAUGUGCAAAAGUGGCAAGGCCUGCCCCUUCCCAAGAAAGCAAGCAGCAAGAAGAUGCAAUCGAUGAGAUUCACGCUCAACCUCCCGCCAAGACUACUAACACUACUCCUGAGACGGAGAACAAUCCCAAAUCCACCAAAGAGAACAUCACUGCAGCCCUUCGUGGAUUCAUGAACAUGGGAAUCUAUGUCUGUGGACCUUCAAGAGACGAAUCUUUGGACGAAGACAUUUCGGACGAAGAUAUUCUACAAGAAGAGCCAAAACCUACGACAUCCAAGUCAAUCGACAUUACGUCCACUGAAAACGACUACAUCUUCGAAGAUACGAGUACUAUUGAAGACGGUCACAUUGGUGCUAGCGUGACCAUUCAUGUGAUUACCGAAACAAGAAGCCCAGCACCGCUAAAGUCAAUUGAUGAAGAGACAAAGGAAGAACCCCCUACACGAUUGAAUGAAGACGUUUUUCAAUUCUCAGACACUGAAACUGAAGCUACAUCUCAAACUAUGCACGCAAAAGAAGAAUGCUACGAUGCUGAAUCUGAAGCGUCAUCUCGUAUGAUCCAAACGCAAGAAGAAUGCAAAGAUGAAACUGACGUACCAUCUCUCACUGAAGAAGAAUGCAAAGAGGAGCAGCCACAAGUAGAAUGCAAAGAGGAGCAAUCAGAAAGUCACGAACUCUUGAUGGGCAAUUUCGACUUGGUCGAGACAAACUUCUACGGAAGCAAGAAACACUGGAGCACAGGACCACGUGUCAUCUCUCCUACUCGUUUCGAGAUAUAA
Messenger RNA from Cylindrotheca closterium, 804 nucleotides. The record is from the annotation of a GenBank genome assembly. Lineage: Eukaryota; Bacillariophyta; Bacillariophyceae; Bacillariales; Bacillariaceae.